AAAAAUCAUUCCCCUCUCUAUAAUUACCAUAAAGUAUUUGUCAAAAAAUAACUAAUUACCAUAAAGUAAUCAUGGUUAUAAGGAAGAAACGCUAACGUUGCAUCCUUUGCAUUCAUGUGUACAUGGGUCACUCUGGUCGCGCAAUUCUGCGUCGUUGCAUGAUGCUGCAAGUGAGACUACAGUGCACCACUAGUAGCAGUUACGCCAUCGCAUGUUACGCGCGCAACGGUCAACUCGACCAUGCUCGGAAGGUGUUCGACGAAACGCCUCUCCCUCACAGAACCGUCUCUUCGUGGAACGCCAUGGUCGCCGCGUACUUCGAAGCCCGCCAACCUCGCGAGGCCCUCCUCCUGUUCGAGAAAAUGCCCCAAAGAAACACCGUUUCAUGGAACGGCCUCAUUUCGGGCCACAUCAAGAACGGAAUGCUCAGCGAGGCGCGCAGGGUGUUCGACACAAUGCCCGAUCGCAAUGUUGUUUCGUGGACCUCCAUGGUCCGCGGCUACGUGAGGAACGGUGAUGUCGCGGAAGCGGAACGGCUAUUCUGGCACAUGCCUCACAAGAACGUGGUGUCGUGGACCGUCAUGCUCGGUGGGCUGCUGCAAGAGGGUCGUGUUGACGAUGCGCGCAAGCUGUUUGAUAUGAUGCCUGAGAAGGAUGUGGUGGCGGUUACCAACAUGAUUGGAGGGUAUUGCGAGGAGGGCCGCUUGGACGAGGCGCGUGCGCUGUUUGAUGAAAUGCCGAAGAGGAAUGUGGUUACUUGGACCGCUAUGGUUUCUGGUUAUGCAAGGAAUGGGAAGGUGGAUGUUGCAAGGAAGCUUUUUGAAGUGAUGCCGGAGAGGAAUGAGGUGUCUUGGACGGCUAUGCUUCUGGGGUAUACUCAUAGUGGGAGGAUGAGAGAGGCUUCCUCGCUUUUUGAUGCGAUGCCGGUGAAGCCAGUUGUUGUUUGCAAUGAGAUGAUCAUGGGGUUUGGGCUUAAUGGGGAGGUGGAUAAAGCAAGGCGAGUGUUUAAGGGAAUGAAGGAGAGGGACAAUGGGACUUGGAGUGCGAUGAUUAAGGUGUAUGAGCGGAAAGGGUAUGAGUUGGAAGCAUUGGGUUUGUUUCGGAGGAUGCAGAGAGAAGGGCUUGCGUUGAAUUUCCCUUCGCUGAUUAGUGUUCUUUCUGUGUGUGUCAGCCUGGCCAGUCUUGACCAUGGCAAGCAGGUGCAUGCCCAGUUGGUGAGAUCUGAAUUUGAUCAGGAUUUAUAUGUUGCCUCGGUCUUGAUUACAAUGUAUGUUAAGUGUGGCAAUCUUGUAAGAGCAAAACAGGUUUUUAACAGGUUUCCUUUGAAGGAUGUUGUUAUGUGGAACUCUAUGAUCACGGGUUAUUCCCAGCAUGGCUUGGGAGAGGAGGCUUUGAAUGUUUUCCAUGACAUGUGCUCUUCUGGAGUUCCACCAGAUGAUGUUACCUUCAUCGGAGUUCUUUCAGCAUGUAGCUAUAGUGGUAAGGUGAAAGAAGGGCUUGAAUUGUUUGAAACAAUGAAAUGUAAAUAUCAAGUGGAACCUGGAAUUGAACACUAUGCUUGCCUAGUUGAUUUGCUAGGCCGAGCAGACCAGGUAAAUGAAGCAAUGAAACUAGUAGAAAAGAUGCCUAUGGAACCUGAUGCUAUUGUUUGGGGUGCAUUGUUGGGAGCAUGCAGAACCCAUAUGAAGCUGGAUUUGGCUGAAGUUGCAGUUGAGAAACUUGCACAGCUAGAACCCAAAAAUGCUGGACCGUAUGUCUUGCUCUCAAAUAUGUAUGCUUAUAAAGGAAGAUGGCGAGAUGUUGAAGUCCUUAGGGAAAAAAUAAAAGCUAGGAGUGUUACCAAAUUGCCUGGCUGUAGUUGGAUUGAGGUGGAGAAAAAGGUACAUAUGUUCACUGGGGGAGACAGCAAGGGCCAUCCUGAGCAGCCUAUUAUCAUGAAAAUGUUGGAGAAGUUAGGUGGAUUGUUAAGGGAAGCUGGGUACUGUCCUGAUGGUAGCUUUGUCCUUCACGAUGUGGAUGAGGAAGAGAAGACACAUAGCUUGGGUUAUCAUAGUGAAAAGCUAGCCGUAGCAUACGGACUCCUAAAAGUGCCAGAAGGGAUGCCAAUUAGAGUUAUGAAAAAUUUGCGGGUUUGUGGUGAUUGCCAUUCUGCAAUUAAAUUGAUUGCAAAAGUCACUGGAAGGGAGAUCAUUUUGAGGGAUGCUAAUAGAUUUCAUCAUUUUAAGGAUGGUCACUGUUCUUGCAAGGACUAUUGGUGAUUCCUUGGAACACAUAUGGCAUAAGAUGUGAAAAGAGGGUUGCUUAGUUCCUGAGCAUGAUGGACUUGGAUACCAUGUACUUUGGUGGGCUGUAUUUUACAAUCAAACUGAAGCUCCCCUUACAAAUUGCAUUGGUAACAUACAUGAAAAAUUGGAAGAGCCAGUUGACGUUAUACGAAGGGAUUUUUUUCCAACUGAAAUUUGCAUUACCUUGAGAUGUGUUUAAAGUGGAGAAUUUGCCUCCACUUGGAAAGAAUUUGAAAGACAAUCUCCCAAAGCCAGCGUAUGCUCUGGUUAUAUGAUUUAAUUGGGAAAUAUAGAUGAUUCAUAGAGAAUUUUAGGUAAAAUGCUUAUCAAUCUGGCAUCACAUUCUGUAUUAUAGACAGAAGAUAUCAUUCACAAUUUGAAGUUAAUCUUAAAUGAAUUUGUGAACAAA
Glycine soja is the source of this 2694-nucleotide messenger RNA. Its product is annotated as pentatricopeptide repeat-containing protein At1g56690, mitochondrial-like. The coding region runs from base 123 to 2258 and encodes 711 amino acids. Gene Ontology annotation, molecular function: zinc ion binding; protein binding; RNA binding. Gene Ontology annotation, biological process: RNA modification. The record is from RefSeq and is a predicted model, not a curated record. The transcript is spliced from 2 exons. Lineage: Eukaryota; Viridiplantae; Streptophyta; Magnoliopsida; Fabales; Fabaceae.